Molecule: messenger RNA, 498 nt
Organism: Ctenocephalides felis (cat flea)
Lineage: Eukaryota; Metazoa; Arthropoda; Insecta; Siphonaptera; Pulicidae
Exons: 1
Coding region: 1-498 (165 amino acids)
Source: RefSeq, a predicted model, not a curated record
AUGACAAUGGAAACUCAAAAUAUUUUAAUUGAAAAGCGCAGAUUAGCAAAAUCCAAAAUAACGCGAACACAAAAUUAUAUUUCAAAAUGUACUUCCGAAUUGAGUAAUUUGGAACUAAACGCGCGUAAGCAGCUUCUCAAUGACACAUUUAACAAAUAUAAUGAAGCACAAGAUGAGUUUGAAAUCAUUAAUUUAGAUGAAUUCGAGGGCGAUCGCGAGGAGUUAGAAACGCAAUAUUGCAAGAUUUUGUGUACAAUAGAUAUUUUAUUGGCCGGUUGUAGACAAAGUAAUGCAUGCGCGCAGAAUGUGUCUAAAUCAGCUUCAGCUAAAGUUCAGCUUCCUCAAAUUCAUCUGCCAAAUUUUGAUGGAGACUUGUCUAAAUGGCCGGAAUUUCGAGACAUGUUUUCGAGUCUAAUUAUAGAAAAUAAAUUGUUAACAAAUUCCCAAAAGUUACACUAUUUAAAAAACUCAUUGCAAAGAGACCGCCAAUUUAUUUGA